AUGCUCAGGAACAAGGCAGAAAAGAAAGAAGCCAAGAAAGAGGCGAAAGAGGAGAGGAAGGAAGCCAAGCAUGAGUACAAGGAGGCCAAGAAGCAUGAAAAAGAAGCCAAGAAGAUCUAG
Cyphellophora attinorum is the source of this 120-nucleotide messenger RNA. RefSeq lists its product as uncharacterized. NCBI's taxonomy places the organism in Eukaryota, Fungi, Ascomycota, Eurotiomycetes, Chaetothyriales, Cyphellophoraceae. The record is from RefSeq and is a predicted model, not a curated record. The transcript is spliced from 2 exons. The coding region runs from base 1 to 120 and encodes 39 amino acids.